AUGAAUUGGUGGUGUUACAUCGUGCUAUUAUUUGAUUUUCUAACAGCUGUUUACGCUCUUAAAUGUUACCAGUGUAAUGGUUGGCACGGAGAUUAUCCACUGAGAUAUUCUACCGCUGCAACAUGUGACAAUCGAAAUAACCAAUGCGAAACCCCACAAUAUUGUGUGAAAAUCGUCGAUCCAAUGUCGCCGGGAGUCAACUACGUCACGUACAAAAGCGAUUGCUUCUACCAAACCCAAAUUCAAGUCAAUCCAACCAAUUUGAGUUUUGUCCAGGGAAAAGUUUGUUUUCCUUAUCAAGACGGGUCGGCUCCAGUUAAACGGUGGUAUUAUUGCUUCUGCAAUGACAAGGAUUAUUGUAACUCUUCUCCCAACUUCUCAAUGUGCGUUAUUGCCUCUUUUUUAUUAAUAAUCAUUGCAUUUUCAAAAUAA
This is a messenger RNA of Caenorhabditis bovis, 432 nucleotides long. The record is from the annotation of a GenBank genome assembly. NCBI's taxonomy places the organism in Eukaryota, Metazoa, Nematoda, Chromadorea, Rhabditida, Rhabditidae.